GCCAUCGGUGUUUUGAUCGGCUUUGCCUGGGAGCGCUGUUUCGAUGUGGCCGUGGACGAAACGGCUGAGAGGGAGCCAGCCGGGGAUGGGGGCCCUUUCCGGCGCCGGCGGCUGAAGGAAUCAAGCAUUACCCGUUGGACAACGCCGGGCGGGUGCAAGGCCCUCCAAGCUUACCGCAGGGGCGAGAGCAUGGAGAAGAAGGCUCUUGAUGAAGCUCGCAGCCUGGAUCGGCUUUUGCAAG
This is a messenger RNA of Cladocopium goreaui, 241 nucleotides long. NCBI's taxonomy places the organism in Eukaryota, Dinophyceae, Suessiales, Symbiodiniaceae. The record is from the annotation of a GenBank genome assembly.